Messenger RNA from Beauveria bassiana ARSEF 2860, 471 nucleotides. Its product is annotated as DNA-directed RNA polymerases I and III subunit RPAC2. Gene Ontology annotation, cellular component: RNA polymerase I complex; RNA polymerase III complex. The record is from RefSeq and is a predicted model, not a curated record. Gene Ontology annotation, molecular function: protein dimerization activity; DNA-directed RNA polymerase activity; DNA binding. Gene Ontology annotation, biological process: DNA-templated transcription. Bases 1 to 471 code for a protein of 156 amino acids. Lineage: Eukaryota; Fungi; Ascomycota; Sordariomycetes; Hypocreales; Cordycipitaceae. The transcript is spliced from 4 exons.
AUGCCCUCCAGGACCAAAAAGGACGCCCCGUCUGAGGACGCUGCCAUGGAGGAUGCCCCCGUUUCUGCGCAGGUCGAGGACGUGCCUGAUCAGGACAUGCCCGAGAAUGGCGCCGCAGAGGAGGCAGAAGAAGAGGAAGAGGAAGAGGAGGAAGUUGAGGCCCAGCGCGUAAAGAUUCUUCCUGGCUCUACCGAGACGGCCGCUUCCUUUGAGUUUAUCGAAGAAGGCCACACCAUGGGCAACGCCCUGCGGUACAUUAUCAUGAAAAACCCCGACGUUGAAUUCUGUGCCUACACGAUUCCUCACCCUUCAGAGGACAAGAUGAAUAUUAGAAUACAAACAUAUGAGGGCACCGCCAUUGACGCUCUCAAAAAGGGCCUUGGUGAUUUGCAGCAGGUCUGCGACGUCGUUGCCGAUGAGUUUAUGACUAAGCGUCAGCAGUUUAACGACGAAAAUGGCAUCGUCAGGUAG